AUGAAGCAUAAAGUUAAAAAAGAUAUUAUAAAAUACAAAAAAAAAUUGGAAAAUUCAAUAAAGGCUUUAGAAGAAAAAAUAUUUAGACUUGAAACAGAAUAUCACAAAAAUUGUAAUGUUGAUGGAGGAAACUUACUCAAAGGUUGGGACAGUUAUUUAAGAAAAACACAAAUCGAACCAUUAUGCUUUAAAACCUUUAGAGAUGAUUAUAGUGAUGCAUACAUCGAAAGAAUAUUAUCAUUAACAUCAUGUACAUCACCAGCCAAUGCUUUAUUUCAAAAUGAACAUAUAGCAAAGGAUAACCAUCAUUUAUAA
Molecule: messenger RNA, 315 nt
Organism: Plasmodium yoelii
Lineage: Eukaryota; Apicomplexa; Aconoidasida; Haemosporida; Plasmodiidae
Product: histone acetyltransferase subunit NuA4, putative
Exons: 1
Coding region: 1-315 (104 amino acids)
Cellular component (GO): histone acetyltransferase complex
Source: RefSeq, a predicted model, not a curated record